Malassezia restricta is the source of this 1449-nucleotide messenger RNA. RefSeq names its product pyruvate dehydrogenase E2 component (dihydrolipoamide acetyltransferase). Gene Ontology annotation, molecular function: dihydrolipoyllysine-residue acetyltransferase activity. The record is from RefSeq and is a predicted model, not a curated record. The transcript has 3 exons. Lineage: Eukaryota; Fungi; Basidiomycota; Malasseziomycetes; Malasseziales; Malasseziaceae. Gene Ontology annotation, biological process: pyruvate decarboxylation to acetyl-CoA. The coding region runs from base 1 to 1449 and encodes 482 amino acids. Gene Ontology annotation, cellular component: pyruvate dehydrogenase complex.
AUGUACGCUCUUUUGCGCCAGCAAAUGCUUCGCGCCGGUAUGCGCAUGCGCUUGCACCCGGUGGCUGGACUGCACACGAGUGCAGCUCUGCGCGAGCUGAGUAAGUUUACUAUGCCUGCCAUGAGUCCCACGAUGGAAUCCGGUGGCAUUGCUGCUUGGCACAAGAAAGAGGGUGAGUCGUUCAACAGUGGGGAAGUUUUGUUGGAAAUCGAAACGGACAAAGCGACCAUGGAAGUGGAAGCGCAAGACGAUGGUGUAUUGGCCAAGAUUAUUUCUGGUGAUGGCUCGAAGGAUGUGCCCGUGAAUAAAACCAUUGCUAUUUUUGCUGAAGAGGGUGACGACCUGUCUGGUGCAGAAGCUCUAGCUAAGGAAGCUGAGGGCGAAGCUGCGGCAUCCAACCAGGCUGAAGAGGCGAAGAAGGACGAAUCUAAGGAGGAGGCGAAGAAGGAGGAGGCGAAGAAGGAGGAGUCGAAGAAGGAAGAGCCAAAGAAAGAGGCGCCGCCAAAGACAAGCUCUGAAACUCAGCCUUCAGGUGGCAAGCCGCUUGACCAUGUUUUCGCCACUCCUGUGGCCAAGCGCAUCGCUCUGGAGCGUGGUAUUCCUUUGCUGCAAAUCAAGGGCUCGGGUCCUGAGGGUCGCAUUCUGAAAGAAGAUGUCGAGAAGUAUGCGUCGGGCGGCGGUGCUUCCGCUGCUGGUGCUACGCCGUCUCAAGCUGCUGCUGGCCCAUCUUACACGGACCAGCCGAUCUCGAACAUGCGCCGCACGAUUGCUAAGCGUCUGACGGAGAGCAAAGCAACGCUGCCGCACUACUAUGUCACGUUUGAUAUUGAAAUGGACCGCGUUCUGCAGCUCCGUGAGCUGUUCAACCGUGCAUCGGCAGAGGCUGCGAACGGUAACGCCGAGAAAGCCAAGGACGCCAAGCUCUCUGUGAACGAUUUUAUCGUUAAAGCUGCCGCAAUUGCGCUUAGGCAAGUGCCAGCUGCGAACUCGGCGUGGCACGGUGACUUUAUCCGUGAGUACCACACGCAGGACAUUAGCAUGGCUGUGGCCACCCCUAAUGGCCUGAUUACGCCUAUUAUUCGCAACUGUGGUGCUCUGGGUCUGUCGGACAUCGGCCGGAUGAGCAAGGAACUGGCCAAGAAGGCCCGUGAUGGCAAGCUCAAGCCGGAGGAGUACCAGGGUGGCUCGUUCACGAUCUCCAAUAUGGGUAUGAUGGGCACAUCGCACUUCACGGCCAUUAUCAACCCACCCCAGAGCUGUAUCCUGGCCAUCGGCGCCUCAGAGUCUCGCCUCGUUCCUGAUGAAUCGAGUGAAAAGGGCUUCAAGACCGUGCAGGUGAUGAAGGCCACUAUCUCGGCGGAUCACCGCGUUGUGGACGGUGCCAUGGCAGCGCAGUGGAUGCAGUCGUUCAAAGCGGCGCUCGAGAACCCGCUCUCCUUCAUGCUGUAG